Messenger RNA from Aspergillus thermomutatus, 2874 nucleotides. Its product is annotated as ATP-binding protein. The record is from RefSeq and is a predicted model, not a curated record. NCBI's taxonomy places the organism in Eukaryota, Fungi, Ascomycota, Eurotiomycetes, Eurotiales, Aspergillaceae. The coding region runs from base 1 to 2874 and encodes 957 amino acids. Gene Ontology annotation, cellular component: mitochondrial outer membrane. The transcript has a single exon. Gene Ontology annotation, molecular function: ATP binding; ATP hydrolysis activity.
AUGUAUUCGUCAAUGGUACAGGGCAGGCUACUUUCGUCCCUCGCCCGACCCUGCCGUUUCGUCGCCCAUCGCCGCUACCCCCCAACUCUCGCCUCGUCGGCACGUCGCUUUCAUCUUACGCCGAAAUGGCUGUCGAGCGCACCGGCUGAUCCCAGCGACUCUCGGGACUCGCCUCCGGAAAGCAUAGCUCACGAUAUUCCUGCGCUGAACUCGGAACAUACGCCCUCCGAAGAUGCUCCUUCGACAAGUCCGAUAACACCUACAGAACGAUCCGUGAAGAAAGAUUCGGGCCCCUAUGGGUCAGGUGUACGGAGAGCAUUAAGGAACCGGAGACAAGGCAAAGAUCUGACUGCUCCGGUGGCAACUGUCCCGCAAUGGUUUCGUGAACGAAAUACUGUUUUGCAUGGUGUUGAAGGUCAGGCUGUGGCACAGUCCCGACCGCAGGUUGAGAUAUGUCGGUUGGAGACGGAGGCGAAGAACCCGAAGGCGCAUGCCCAGCUCCAGGGUGGUGGUGAUGGAGGAGACUCGUUACCAUCUGAGGGACAAAGCGACACAGGACAUCGGUAUGUUUUAAGCGAACCGCUGUGGGAAGAACUAUGCGCGUCUGCAAAAGCAGGCUUACGGCUUCCACCUGCCAAAUACGCGAAAGAACCUUCGGCACAGAAAUCGCACCUCGUUCUACAAUACCCGGGAGUGGAUGGCAUCUUAUUCUUGGAUGCGGUCGUGAAGCGAUUGGCCCAGGAGCUAGGCGCGGAUGUCGUGACGUUGAAUGCCCAGGACAUUGCUCAGCUAUGCAGUGAACAAGAUAUGGCGGACAGCGGUGCGACGUCGCCUAUCAGGUCCCUAGGCUACGAGGUCUACCGGCCGUCUAUUGCAGAAUCGUGGCAGGAUCUGGGAGACAACCUGAACGAGAGUGAAGCGGACGAGACCGACUUUAUCGACACUUCGGUGCCGCCGAGAAAUUUCCGGCCUGGCUUAAAGGCACCGAAAUUUAUCACGAUCUCGAGCUCGAGCAAUACCGGUGAUAUUCCAUUGCCAAGUAUUCUUGGUCUCAAAUCAUUAAUGACCUCCUUUAACGGGCCUCUGGAUGGUACAGCUGCGUCACAAAAUCCGAGUGACCGAGUCGAAGAUAGGCGGCUUCGCCUUGUUCACGAGCUAAUCAGCUCACCCAGCAAGCGGUCCCAGCCAGUAGCUGAGACGGAAUCAUCGUCGGAGUCGCAGUCUGGCGCCGUUCGCGACGUCAUCGUGCAGGUGCAGGACUAUGGGGAAAUCCAGGCGACACGUGAAGGUGCUAAGUUUGUUACUCUAUUGCAAAAAGCCAUCAUGGACCGGAGAAAGGCUGGUACUCGAGUUCUGUUCAUUGGCACCUCGGCGCAGGAAAUAAGCCCCGAUUCGGACUCGGCGAGACUCAUGCAAAAUGCAUUUGACGACCAUUUCUCACAAAUGCUGGUCAUUACUCCGGGAAUGGAGUCAAAAAUGGUGGAAAACACGUUUGCAGAAGACCGCAAGCGGCGUACGCUGGACAUCAACAUUCGGCAUAUGCAGGAUAUGCUUCGUACCCGGUUGAAUGAGAGCUCUUCUGCAGUCAAAGACUCCAUUUUCGGAAAUCGGUCUUGGCCACUACCUCCAUCCCUAGUGAAGGAGUCUGGUCUAGAUGAGCGCUACUGGCCUUACAGUCAGAUCCACUGGGCGACAACACUUGCCCUUGGAAGCGUUGGCCCCAACGAACCUUUGGGCUUUGAACACAUCCAGCGUGGUAUUGAGAUGAUGCACAAGACAGACCAAACCAAGAAUGACUGGCUACAAGAGAGGACGCCAAAAUCUACGCUUGAGACAGCUACCGACAGGGAGCGUUUAUUGAACUCUUUGCGCAAAACCUGCAACUCCCACGAGAAGAAGUUGCUGAAUGGCGUUGUCGAUGCCAGCAAUAUCCGGACAACAUUUGCCGAUGUGCAUGUCCCCCCAGAGACUAUCGAUGCGCUGAAGACGCUGACUUCGCUGUCCCUCAUCCGGCCAGAGGCUUUCACAUAUGGCGUCUUGGCCACGGACAAAAUUCCGGGAUUGUUGCUCUACGGCCCGCCAGGUACCGGUAAAACCCUCCUUGCAAAGGCCGUUGCUCGGGAGAGUGGUGCGACUGUUCUGGAGGUCAGCGGUUCCGAGGUGUACGAUAUGUAUGUCGGCGAGGGCGAGAAGAACGUCAAAGCUAUUUUCACUCUGGCGAAGAAACUGAGCCCGUGUGUGGUUUUCAUUGACGAGGCAGAUGCCAUUUUCUGUUCCCGGACCGGGGCAAGUAGUCGCACCUCGCAUCGGGAGCUCAUCAAUCAGUUCCUUCGAGAGUGGGACGGAAUGAACGACAUGUCUGCAUUUAUCAUGGUUGCAACCAACCGGCCAUUCGACCUCGAUGACGCCGUCCUUCGACGUCUGCCAAGGCGACUUCUUGUGGACCUUCCAACGGAGCAGGAUCGUUUGGCCAUUUUGAAGAUCCACCUCAAGGACGAGACCGUCGAUCAGUCGGUCGAUCUAGCUGAAUUGGCUCAUCGGACUCCCCUCUAUUCCGGCUCCGAUCUGAAGAAUCUCUGCGUUGCGGCCGCUCUGGCCUGCGUUCGAGAAGAGAACGACAUGGCGGCCAAACAUCAGGGGGCCGAGCCGUACCAGUAUCCAGCACGUCGCAUAUUGACUCGGGCGCACUUUGAGCGGGGAAUGGAAGAGAUCAGCGCGUCAAUCAGCGAAGAUAUGUCCUCCCUGUCGGCGAUCAGGAAGUUCGACGAGCAGUACGGUGACCGUAAAGGCCGUCGCAAGAAGAGCGCCGGAUGGGGAUUCAUGCCUCUUGGUACGGAGCAGGCCGAAACAGAUGCUGCGCGUGUCCGGACCUGA